This is a messenger RNA of Perca flavescens (yellow perch), 4293 nucleotides long. RefSeq names its product Rho GTPase activating protein 18 (gene arhgap18). The record is from RefSeq and is a predicted model, not a curated record. Gene Ontology annotation, biological process: signal transduction; regulation of actin filament polymerization; regulation of small GTPase mediated signal transduction. Lineage: Eukaryota; Metazoa; Chordata; Actinopteri; Perciformes; Percidae. Bases 242 to 2356 code for a protein of 704 amino acids. The transcript has 18 exons. Gene Ontology annotation, cellular component: cytoplasm. Gene Ontology annotation, molecular function: GTPase activator activity.
UAUCUGUAAUCCAGCCUCCGUCCGCCUCACGAACACACAAGUUGUGGAGAAAGACGAGAGGGAGACGGAGGGAAAGAAGGAGGAGAGUUUGUUGUCAGAAUUGGUCGGCCACAUAACACAGUCCAGCGAUGGAAAGCAUUUACAGAUAGUUGAAUAGGUAUAUUAGGCUACCUAUCAGCUAGUGAGUGGACGUCAGCUGUAUGUGAAGCAGAAGAAGAAAGAAGGAAAAAGGAGGAGAAACAUGAGCCGGCAACAGCAGCAGUCCCAGGGAGUGGUUUUAACGGGUUACCACAGCAACGCGGAACUGUUGCCGAAAACUGGACCGUGUGACCCCAGCUGUCCGUCAGCCCAGGACCUCGAGUCCACCGUGACCAGUCGCAGAACAGGCCAAUACACUGUUCAACAGAACCAGAACCCGCAUCACGGAGACAAAUCUGGGCCUUCCACUACCACCAACAGUACAAGAACCACCAGCACUGACCCAGCAUCGCUACUAAACCCAAGCGUUGUAGCUUGCCCCAGGUCUCAGCCCUCCUCCAGCCCCAGACACAGUCCCAAAUCCAGGUCCAGACCGCGGCCACCAUGUCAGCGCUGCAACUCUCAGGAAUCUCUGGACGAGCUUGAGAUGGACGACUAUUGGAAAGAGGUGGAGAACAUCACUCGCUCAGGAGGAGGAGCAGGGAGGGGAGAAGGUGGAGGAGAAGGGGAAGUGCAAGAGGAGGAGCAGCAGAAAAUUCCUGAGGAAGGCGAACAGGAGGAGGCUUGGCUUACAGAGGCAGGGCUAGCACGGCUGUUUGAUGAUUCCCUAGCAGCUGACCAGGAUCAGGAAGAAGACAGCGCAGUGUUCCUGUCCACAUUGACCAGAUCUCAGGCAGCAGCUGUAGAACGUCGUGUGACAUCACUACAGCAGACAUGGCUACGGCGACGCAACCGGCAACACGUUCCCGAUGUCAGGGAUAUAUUCAGACCUCCUGAAAAGGAUGGCGAGCCUAGUAAACUCAAAGGGGGAAGUGAGAAUGGACAAAAAGAUGUCACUUCAGCUGCAGAAACAGAGACAGAACUGAACGUUGAAGUGGCGUUUUCAGAGCAGGCGCUGACUUACAGGGACAACAACCAAAAGUUAAACGUCAUCGCUAGCCCUAACUCACCUGACGACAAAUUACCAAACUUUAAAGUCCUUCGAGAUAAAACAGGUCAGACCAGAAUAGGAGAUCUGUCUCCUCUGGAUAUGAAAAAGGUGCGUAGACUGGUGCUUGUGGAGUCGACUGCUCUGUUUGACACCGCUGGGAUAGACCUGAAGGCGCACAAAGCUGUCAAAGUUAAGAUUAAAGAAAGUGGUCUAUUUGGUGUUCCCCUUGCCACUUUAUUGGAACAGGACCAGAGGCGGGCCCCUGGGACCAAAGUGCCAUUCAUACUGCAGAGGUUUAUUAGUCAUAUUGAGGAGGAGGGAUUAGACACCGAGGGGCUACUACGGAUCCCUGGGGCAGCCACCAGAGUCAAGUCCCUGUGCCAGGAGCUUGAGUCCUCUUUCUAUGACGGGAUGUUUCCAUGGCAACAGUUGAAGCAGCACGAUGCUGCUAGCCUUUUGAAGCUGUUCAUCAGGGAGUUACCCCAUCCACUGCUGACUGUGGAGUACCUCAACGCAUUUAUUGCUGUCAACAAGCUCCCCACAAAGAAGCAGCAGUUGCAGGCUUUGAACCUGUUGGUCCUUCUGUUACCUGCGGCCAAUCGGGACACUUUGAAGGCACUAGUGGAGUUUUUCCAGCGUGUGAUUGACCACCAGGCCAAGAAUAAAAUGACUCUUAACAAUGUCUCUGUUGUCAUGGCACCCAACAUCUUCAUGUUCAAAGGUUUCCGCUCCAAGGUUACAGAACAACAGGAGUUCUCCAUGGCAACUAGCACAGCCAACAUCGUCCGGCUGCUCAUCCGAUACCAGAAUCUUCUGUGGACCAUCCCCAAGUUCAUUAUGACCCAGGUCAGACAACAAAACAUGGAAAGCCAUCGGAAACCAAAUAAAGAGAAGGCUGUAAGAAAGCUGCUGAAGAAGAUUACCACUGACAAACUAUCUGAUAAAGCUGUCUCUGAGGAGAGUUCACAGGGAUUUAUUCGAGUUCAAGCACCACAAUUCAGUAAAGUGUCCAUGGCAGUUCAGCUUACUGAAGAGUUGCAGGCUGCUGAUGUAUUAACACGCUUCCUCAGCCAAGAGAGUUUAGUGGCAGUGAAACGAGAAGAGCUGUGUCUCUAUGAGAUUGGUGGAAACAUUGAGGAGAGAUGUCUAGAUGGGGAAACUUACAUGAAAGACCUCUUCCAGCUGAACCCUGCAGCAGAAUGGGUCAUCAAAGCUGUGCAGCGAUAAACUUGUUCCUACCAUCAUGCCCUGCUGGAUAAUGGACUGCUCCAAAUGUUCCCCAAUGUAUGCUACUAAGAGCAGACGGCACCUGGAUCUCUGUGAUUUCUGCUGGUUCUGAAUGUACUCAGACUCAGUUUGAUUGUAGCAACUUGUUGGUGGUGGUGGUUGCAUUGGUUUGCCCUGAAAACUGCCAAAAAAUACAACUAGUCCAAUGGCAGUUUUAAAACAUACUAUAUGAAUCCCUUUUGGGAUAAUCUGCGUUGCAUUUUUUUCCACUUAAGUUAACAACCACAUUGUAAGACAAGAAAAAGAAAAAAUAUGUGCUUGGAUAUUCCACAACACAGACUUUUUUCCACUCUGCCUUAUGUUGGAAUUUUGGGCCUCAGUUACCAUUAGCCUAAAGCAUCAGACAGUUGAGCAGGUGAAAUAAAACCACCUUGUUGUCUGUGGAGUCCUGACAGACCACUUUUAUUUUGUGGUUGAAAUACACUGUUUCUCCCAGCAAUUAAGCCACAACAAUGUGAUUCUUAAUAGUAUGUGAUACUCUAAGUAUUGCAAUUGUAUACUGUGAUUUAUUGCUACUAAUCACUUUGUUGUGUCUUCAGUAAUAUGCUGACAUAAUAUAGUUUGGGGUAAUAAAAUAUCAAAUCUAAUUAAAUCAUUAAUCAAUUAUAUUAGGUCUAUUUUCUGUACAAAUACUUUUAAGAAAAUUGGCUUUUAUUUAUUUUUAUUUAAAGCCCAAAAAUUAUAUGUGGUCACAAUAUUUAAUGUGACUAUAUCAAAGCACUAGAUAGAUUUUUUUUUUUUUUAUUGAUCCCAAAAAAAUGGGAAAUAAUGGUGUUGCAUUAGCAAAAAUAUCAGACACACAGCACACAUACAGAGUAUACAUUAAAUAAUAGGAAACAAUAUACAUUAAAUAAUAAUUAAAUACUACACGAGCAAUAUUUAAAUUGUAACCAGAAAGGGAUGAACAUUGGAGCAAAUGGGCAUAUCGGGGUUUAAAAGCUGGAUGGUCGACUUUAGAGACGGGAGAGGUGAUGAAGUACUACUGUACUGUAAGUUAUAUGUGAGGGAGGGGCCCCUUAUGUGGCACACCUCAAUAGUGACCCCAAAACCUUUCAUAAUAAUGUCGUCACUGACAGCUAACCAGAACAUGCUAUGAUGACAUCAAUGUUUUUAGGGUACAAUAAUACUGCUGUACAUUAUAACAUUUUAAACCGUUGAUGUUUGAGUAUGUUAACGUGUAAUUCAGCUUCAAAAACUGCUACUCGCCAGUGUACAAAUGUAAACAAACACAUUUUUAUAUAUGUACUGUAUAUAGUAGCCUAUGUGUUUGCUCCCAUGGAAUUCAUCAAUUGUCUUACAAGUUUUGUACCAGAUACUUAAUCAUUUUAAAGAUAUUUAAUAUGUAUAUACCAAAAAUAAAUGGGUGAAUGUAUAAAUGGCCUUCAAUGAUACGCUGUCACAUGAUGGGUUCCAAAAGUAUGUGGACACUAAUACUUUUGGCUUUUGCGGUUUUGAUUUUUGUCUCUGUGCUUUUGACAGUCUGGAUCAGUUGAUAGAGCACACUGGGGAAAGUUGUAUUAAUCCAGGAAUAGAAAAUUUCCAUUUUAUCUUUUCGGCACAUAGCUGUGCUUCUGGUGGCUUUCAACACAAGUCUAAUAUGAUUCUGUGUGGUUUCUUACAGUUUCAACAGCCUGUGGAAGAUCAUUUUAGCACCACAAAGUCAAACAUCACGGAUAUUACUCUUGUGGAAAGCUGUAGAAUACAAAUAAUGUGUCCCUGUUUGAAAAUGUUAUAAACUAAGUAACUGUCUGCCUUGUAUUAUCUUGUUUACUGUGAAUGUUCUGAUUUUUCAAAAAAUGAUGUCUUUGUCUUAUUACCACCUCUGAAAUGACCACUAAAGCAGUCUGUAAAUAAACAUGCAGUUAUUAAUUACAGCA